This is a messenger RNA of Malaya genurostris, 3514 nucleotides long. Its product is annotated as zinc finger FYVE domain-containing protein 1-like. Gene Ontology annotation, molecular function: GTPase activity; metal ion binding; GTP binding. Lineage: Eukaryota; Metazoa; Arthropoda; Insecta; Diptera; Culicidae. The record is from RefSeq and is a predicted model, not a curated record. The transcript has 6 exons. Bases 655 to 3024 code for a protein of 789 amino acids.
UACGUCAGGCAGUGAAAGGAAAACAAGGCAAGAUUCAAAAAGUUGUCAGGCUUGAAAAAAGCUGUAAAAUUCUUAUCAUUCCCAGUUCUGCGCGCUUAGUCACGUCGACAGGCUUUCGUCGUAAGUUCCUUUUCCUCACAGUCAAGUGAAAGUAUUACUUAAAGUGAUUUCGGCAACGAUCUGAAAGAAAGCAGCUUACGAGUGUUCACUGGGAACAGCCCAAAUUUGUACGAAGAAAAACGUGUGCGUAUAUAUAUUUUUUUCUUUUCGUACAACCCAUAACUUCACAGAAGAUGUGAAGGGGGAGUAUUGGUGUGCAGUGCAGAAGCAAAAAAACGGAACAGAAACGAUCGUCAGGGCAGAGCCUUACUGCGUGUUUGUUUAUGUUUUGGUCAGCCGUAAUUUCGUUGCUAGUUUUUCCUCGAACCCGUGCAUGUGUGUGCUUCGUGCUCUUUGUUCAGGAUAAUUAUAAGAAAUAAAUAUUUUCAUUCGCGCUCGAAUCGCUGGAAUAAAGAACAAGUUUGACGAACUCAGCCAAGGAAGCAGAAUUUUAUUUCAGUGGAGGUGGUAGUCGUUGAAAGUCGAAAGGAAAGGCGGUGUGUUGUACAGACGGAAAACCCGGUCUUGCUGGACUAGUGAGAAGAAGAAGGCUUCAUGAUGAUGGAAGCAGAAGAUGGGGAUAGUUUCCCGUAUCUAGGGAGCGAUAAGACUCCGACACACCCGUCGUUUACUUGCGAUAGUUUUUCGAUUCAUCCGGAUGUGGUAUCGGAUACGAGCCCAGCACCGCUCGUGUCGUUGGACAUGUACGGCGAUGAUGACUACAGUAGCAACGAGCGGCCCCAGUCCGGUGCGGAACUGUGGAAUGGAAACAGUGGAGGGUCCCGCCGGGCCGACAAGUUUAGUAAAAGUUUCCUGCUGAUGGACGAACGGGAAAAUGUGCAACUCAAAUCGGCGGAUUAUUUCUGCAAGAAGCUUGGAGCGGCGCCAGAAUCGAAAAUCAAAGUAGUUUCCAUAUUCGGGAAUACCGGCGAUGGCAAAAGUCACACCAUGAACCACGUCUUCUUCGGCGGGAAGGAAGUGUUCAUGACUUCGUCGCAGCAAAGUUCCUGUACGAUGGGAAUUUGGGCAUCCUACCAUCGGUCCAACAAUGUGCUGUGCUUGGACACGGAAGGACUGCUCGGCGAGACGACGAAUGAAAAUCGGCAGAUGCGGAUGCUGCUGAAAGUGUUGGCCAUUUCCGAUAUCAUCAUUUACCGGACGCGAUCGGAACGACUGCGAACGGAUAUGUACAAAUUUUUGGGUACGGCUUCGAAAGCUUUUACCAAAUAUUUUGCCACUGCCCUGCAAACGUUGGCCCUGCCAGGCUCGCCCCAAUCUUUGGGUCCAGCGGUAAUAAUAUUUCACGAGACACAAAAUACCGAAGUUCUAAAAGAGGACGACGAAGGCAAAAAGGAAGAAGAUAUUCUGAGGGAACGGUUUGCUAAAUCGAAACUCGACUUAUCGGCAUUUAGUUCGUUGCGAUACGUGGGAAUACGGACCAGUAAGCCUCCCACAAACUACGAACCGCUAAGAAUGGCACUGGAGAAAGAGCUCAAAAAUACGACCGUGCGGUCACCCCGGCAACCAACUGUCGUUUUCGAGGCACUGCUGGCACUGAAUCGUAAGUUCAACGGAGAGCUUUCGGCGUGUCCUAAUCAUACCUUCCCGGAGCAGUAUUUUACCUGUACAACAUACUGCAAAUCCUGUGAGGCUCGCUGUCAACUAUCCAUGGGCCAUCUGGACACGAAGGAGGAUCACAAGUGCGCCGACACGUGCAAGUACCAGCACCAGUUCGAGAACAAGGUCUAUCUGUGCAACAAGUGUCACUACAACGGUCGAUCGGUGGUUGUGACCAUCAAAACCCAAACAAGCAACGAUUCCUCCUGGUUAGGCUUAGCCAAGUACGCCUGGAGUGGAUCCGUCAUCGAGUGUCCGUACUGUGGAGAAAUCUAUCGUUCACGGCAGCACUGGUACGGAAACAAAUCACCGGAACAGGCCGCGGUCAGACCCGAAAUCGUACACGUUUGGAAUGAUGGUGGCUUGCAGACUCGGGGUCCAACCCACUCGGCUCAACUGGUGCUGGACGGGGUGGCCUACAUUACGGAUGCACUGGUCAGUGUUGGAGAGCAGCCGACGAAAACGAUCAAAUCGUGGGUAGCGGAUAAGAUUAGACCAACCUAUUGGCGCCCGGAUAGUGAAAUUAUUUAUUGUAAAGGUUGUACUUGCAACUUCGAACGUCUAGAGCUCAAAAAGCAUCACUGCCGUAACUGUGGAGAAGGAUUCUGCAGUGCCUGUUCGAAGGCCAAAAUGCCCGUCAUCAAUCGUGGUUGGGACUAUCCGGUGCGGGUUUGCAAUGGCUGCCGAGAUGAGUUAAACAAGGCAAAGCGGGCCAAUGGAGCGGAGGUGGCUCCCACGCGAGCCAUUAGCAGUGAAAGUGAACCGGAUGCCACGUCUCCUUCGGGUAACAACUCCGUAAACGAUGCGGAAGCAAACGUUAUGGCUCGUAAAUAUGGCGAAGUAGUGAUCAACACGUUAAGUAACAUCAGUGCCGUACUGGAAUAUCCAAAAGACCUUAUAAAAGACUCCGCCCGGCCGUCUUACUGGGUGCCGGAUGCGGAAGCUCCCCGGUGCUACAUCUGCGAGCUGGUGUUCGGUUCACCGGAGGAACUUAACUCUACCAUCCCGUUGGUGCAGGCCGGUUCGACCAUCAACGGGAAGCAUGUGAUGCGACAGUUGGCUGCUGCUGCCGGAGACAGUCCGUCAACCGACAAUCGGUCGAGCGGUCGAGGGACAGCUGUGGUACCGUCACCCUCGCCUUCUCCUUCACACGCAUCCUAUCUGGCCAUCGACCGACGAAGACACCACUGCCGGGCCUGUGGGACUGCGGUUUGUGCCGGCUGCUCCGAACAUCGCCGGCCCGUCCCGAAGCGAGGAUGGCUGAACGAUGUACGAGUGUGCAACAGUUGUUUUUCCAAUACCGAUUAAAUGCGUUACGCUACUUACAAGCAGGUUUGGUAUAUUGAUUCACACGCACACAAAACAAAAUCUUACCGGAAUGAAGCAACUCGAACGAAGGAUACGAAUGUGAUAGUUGGUUUAAAUGCGUUUAAUUGCCUAAAUAUUUUGAUCGUUUGUAUUAGCUAGUGAAAAGGUUUGGCAAACCAUAAGAUGGUGGUAACGAUCUGGGGAUUAUUUACGAGAAAGACUGCGGUUUGGAUUAUACUAUAGAAAAAUGAACUUGUUUUUUGAUAUUUUCUGUAAAUAUCGUAACUAUUGAUCAGACGCACGAUAUAGGUUACACCUCAAAACGUAUUGAACAUGGAAAUUAGAUACUACAAAUGCCAACUAGUUGAUAUAGUCCUCGUAUUAUGAAUUAGGCCUAAUGCAGCAUGCUCUUAUUACAGAUAUUCAGUAGUGUAGAUACAGAAACUGUUGACGAUUUUUAUUUUACCAUAAAAUAAAUGAUUUCCUCGAA